Zymoseptoria tritici IPO323 is the source of this 2283-nucleotide messenger RNA. RefSeq lists its product as uncharacterized. The transcript is spliced from 8 exons. Gene Ontology annotation, cellular component: plasma membrane. Gene Ontology annotation, biological process: putrescine transport; spermidine transport; urea transmembrane transport. Gene Ontology annotation, molecular function: putrescine transmembrane transporter activity; urea transmembrane transporter activity; spermidine transmembrane transporter activity. The record is from RefSeq and is a predicted model, not a curated record. Bases 202 to 2283 code for a protein of 693 amino acids. NCBI's taxonomy places the organism in Eukaryota, Fungi, Ascomycota, Dothideomycetes, Mycosphaerellales, Mycosphaerellaceae.
ACCGCAUUGCUGGCCAGUGGCCACUAAUUCAUACUUUGAGGUACGGCGAUUGUAUAUGCCAGGAUAUAUAUGACUGCAUGUGCUGAGGACAUGCGGUUUCCUUUUUCUCCUUCUCCUUCUCGUCUCCGCGUGUCUUGAGCUCAAAGUCCCAACGAGCCGGUUCACAGAUCGAUCGUUGUGCUUGAUCAAUCUCAAGCAACCAUGGCGAACGCUCCUCCCCUCAGCCAGGCUACGGGCUAUGGCAUCGUCGUUGGCCUCGGGUUCCUCUUCGCCUUCGGCAUGAUGCUGACGACCUUCGUCCUCAAACGCUACAACAACGAACUCCAAACUUCCGAAGUCUUCAGCACCGCCGGACGAACCGUGAAGUCCGGUCUUGUCUCUUCCGCCGUCGUGUCUUCCUGGACCUGGGCGGCCACUCUAUUGCAGAGCUCCAGCGUGGCGUACAACUACGGCGUCUCAGGCAAGUUCAUUUCAUCUCCUGUUGUCGGUCCAUUUUGGUAUGCGAGUGGAGCGACGGUGCAGGUGAUUUUGUUUGCCACGUUGGCGAUCGAGUUGAAGCGAAAGGCACCAAAUGCUCAUACUUUCUUGGAAGUCAUUCGAGCGAGAUAUGGAGCUGUUACUCAUGGCGUGUACAUCGUCUUUGGACUUAUGACCAACAUUCUGGUAACGGCUAUGCUGCUGACUGGAGGCUCCGCUGUGGUCACCUCUCUAUGCGGCGUGCCAACAGCCGCCGCCUGCUUCUUGCUGCCAAUCGGUGUGGUGCUCUACACCAUGUUUGGAGGAAUUAAGGCUACCUUCUUGACCGACUACGUUCACACCGUUGUCAUCCUGGUCAUCAUCUUCAUCUUCGCGUUCACGGCGUACGCUACGAACAACAUCCUUGGCAGUCCAGGUGCUGUCUACGAUGCCCUGGUCGCUGCCUCUGAGCGCCACCCAGUCGAGGGCAACGCGGGCGGCAGCUAUCUGACCAUGAGGAGCAAGGAGGGCGCUAUCUUCUUUGUCAUCAACAUCGUAGGCAACUUCGGCACCGUUUUCAUGGACAAUGGUUACUACAACAAGGCUAUCGCUGCCUCCCCAGUCCACGCCCUCCCUGGAUACAUUGCUGGUGGUCUAUCCUGGUUUGCCAUUCCUUGGCUCUGCGCUACGACCAUGGGCCUCUCCGCGCUGGCCCUUGAGAACAAUCCCGUCUUCCCAUCCUAUCCCAACCGCAUGGACCCGGCCGAUGUCUCCGCCGGUCUUGUCCUCCCCGAUGCUGCCGUCGCGCUCCUCGGCAAAGGAGGCGCCAUCGCCACUCUCCUGUUGAUCUUCAUGGCCGUCACAUCCGCCAUGUCCGCCGAACUCAUCGCCGUGUCGUCCAUCUGGACCUACGACAUCUACGCCACGUACAUCAACCCUGCCGCUUCCGGGAAGAAGUUGAUCUACAUGUCUCACACGUCCUGCGUCGUCUAUGCGACUUGCAUGGCGGCAUUCAGCACGGGUCUGCAUUACGCUGGCAUCUCCAUGGGCUACCUCUACCUCCUCAUGGGAGUCAUCAUAUCCGGCGCGGUCUUGCCAGCUUCAUUGACGCUGCUGUGGUCCCGCCAGUCUUGGGCGGCCGCUACAUUCGCUCCUCCGCUCGCACUGUGCUGCUCUCUUAUCGCAUGGCUGGUGACUGCCAAGUCGCAGUACGGCGAUCUCUCCGUUGCGUCGACUGGGUCCAACAACCCCAUGUUGGCCGGCAAUGUAGUCUCGCUACUGGCUCCAGUCAUCUUCAUCCCAGUCCUCACGCUUGCCUUCAAGACGCAGAAGUACGACUGGAUGUCCAUGAAAGCGAUCCGCAAAGGCGACGACUCGGAUCUCGUGGCAGACGCGGAUGUGGAUGUUGAGCUGGUUCCUGGACAGACGAGUCGGAGUGUGCAAGAGGAAGAAGCGGAGCAGAGGAAACUCCAGCGCGCGGCGAAGAUUGCGAGGACGCUGACGGUUGCCAUGACGCUCAUCCUGCUUGUGCUGUGGCCGAUGCCGCUGUACGGCAGCGGAUACAUUUUCAGCAAGAAAUUCUUUACGGGUUGGGUGGCGGUUGGUAUCCUCUGGCUGUUCUGCUCGGCGAUGUGUGUGGGAGUCUAUCCACUGUGGGAAGGCCGACGGACGAGUGCGAGGACGUGCAAGUCGAUUUUCUUGGAUGUCACGGGGAGGGGUAGACCGGCUGUGCAUCAUGGUCGGCCGAGUGUUGUUCAGAGCGAGGAGGAGGAGAAGAGCGAAGGAGGAGAGAAGAGUGGUCCGUCGCCGGAGGUGGAGGUGAGAUGA